AUGAUGGAUGCUUCUGAAAUUGGACUUAUCCCAGUUCAUCAACAACAGCAACCGAGAAGUGAGUCCCACGAUCUUUCAAUUCAACCUACUACACCUGAAGCCCCGCCUACUCUUAGUCUGAAUUCACCACCUGUUGGUUCUCCAAUGAUGGAUAAUCAUCCAUCGCCGGCUAGUUUGGGCAAACUCGAUGACAACACCAUGCGACAUUCUCAUCCGCAUUCAGUUCAUACUCCUGAAGGGGGAAGUGCCAUGAAUCUGAGCGGUCAAAUCAAGCGAAAGCGUGGACGUCCAAGGAAGUACAACUACGAUCCCGCUUUUCCCCCUCAAGUUCCCGUCACUUCUGCCCGCUUGAGUCUUCCCGCUAGUCUUACGGAUAUGAAGGCAGCUGGGUUGAUGUCAUCGGCAUCUGAUGCAGAGCCGGCCAAAAGAGCUCGAGUCGGUCGUCCACCUUUAAAAGAAACCCCUAAAAGUCCUAAUGUAGAUAUUUCGGAAUCUGCUGUCGCUGCUGAUGCAAACGGAGAGCAUCAGGAAAAAUCUAAGGUAAAUCAGCAUCACCAACAUUUGGCUUCUCAACAGCAAGAAAAUAAUCAUCCACAGCAGCAACAGCAGCAAAAUCACUCCUCAGUUCAACACCAUGCACAAAAACCUUUGUCGAACAAUGAGACCAACAAACACCAAGCUGCUGCUGCGAGAUCAGCGACACAGUCUUCAACGAUAAUAGCUUAUUCUUUGCCCAUAAACGGACACGGGUCAGCAAUUGGCCUAACCACUUCAGCCACAGUAACAGAUGCCUCUGCUCCUAGCCAGGCUCUUUCAUCUGUUCCUCAAACAACCUCAAAUGUUGCAACGGGUACUGUAUCGAUGAAAGCUGCGUUGAUGAUGGACUACUACAAUAGUCCUUUCAUUACGACGCAAUUUAGCGGUCCGGCAGCGGCUUUAAUGUCUCCUCCGCCCCCUACAAAUUUACCCACUCAAUCUCCAAAUCCUGCCUCUGCUUAUUCUACUGUGGAUAUCAAUCUCCUGUAUAGGCUUUUACCGCAAGUUACUGCUGCCGUAACAGCCACUCGAUCUGGCGGCUAUCCUGGUCCUCAUACUUGGACCAAAGAAAUGGUCGCUUCUUUUAUUUCCAUGCUCUCUGGAUGCCAGAACGCUGCCUCUGCGUUUAUUGAGAACGAUAUCGAUGGGCAAGCGCUGUUGGUUCUCGGUCAACAGGACCUUAUGACCAACAUGAAGCUAAAGUUGGGACCAGCUGCAAAAAUUGCUGGAGCGAUAAGGACACUCCGGCAUGCAUUUAUGUCACUCCCCGCGGUUGACUUGUCUGCGGACCAGGCAGCGGCUGUGAGCUCUGCGAAUAGUCGUUUUCCAGCAUUGGGAACGGCGUCGUCUGCUUUAACGGGGAAUAACUCCCUUAUGCUGAAUGCCCCCUUUUCAAUCAAUAGCCUUAACGGCAAUGGAGACAAUCAGAUCGGACACUAA
Messenger RNA from Rodentolepis nana, 1476 nucleotides. NCBI's taxonomy places the organism in Eukaryota, Metazoa, Platyhelminthes, Cestoda, Cyclophyllidea, Hymenolepididae. The record is from the annotation of a GenBank genome assembly.